UAGCUUUUAUGAAUCAAUCUUCAAUUACCUACUUAUUUAAAAUCAUCUUUUAACCAAAAAUCAUGUUUUUAUCCUACACCAUAUAAAACAGAAAGAAAUAAUUACAGAACCUCCAAGGGGGCUUGCUUCCUUAAGAUUUUUAAAGAACUGGAUCAAAGUUGAUGGUGAACCACUUGAAGCAUCCCCAUACAUAUCAGAGACAAAGCAAUACUUUAUGGGUAGUGAGAUACUGGAAAUUGGGAGAAUAAGACAGCCACUGGGCAGAACCCAGAGAGGAAAAUCGGGCUUAGCAUGCUUCAGUAGCAGCACACGAGAGUUCAGGUGCAGCAGAUUCCUUCAUCUGACGCCCCUGUACCCUUCACGUGGCUUCCGGGGGCCUGAAUUUUCUAGGCAGAGACAGGCAAGUGAGAAACGGAGAUUACAAGGAAAUCCUGAGAUCCCACGAUCAAUAAAUGUGACCAAGGCAUCCUCCUUCCAGGCUCCCAGAGACCCGUGUCCCCUGCCACCUCUGGCCAGGAUGUACCACGGGUGCCAGGAACUUCAGGCGUCACCUCCUCCUUCACCACACAGGUCUCCUUCAACCUCUUUUAAGAAAAUUUUGCUCAAAGAAAUAUCUCCUUCUAGUUUCAGCAACUCCAUUAAUACCUGUAGAAGCACGUCUUCAGAUGAAUAUGAACUUUUUGUAAUCAAUAUUUAUCCUUCAAAAACACAAUUGUUUCUUCUAAUAGGAGAGUGUGUCCUCUGUCCUGCGUGUGGGUUGUUUGGGAAAUACCAGGAGCUUGAGCUUUCAGAAGGAAGAGGUUCGUUUCAGCUAAACUGAGUGCUGCCUUUGGCUUCUCAAAGUUGACCAGGUUUAUGGACUGAGGUGGAGAUGAACUUUGCAAAUCCACCAACAUCCAGGGUUCCUUCUUCUCAACCUGUUAAGAUGACCUGGCUUGUGACUUCAGGCAGGACAAAGGAAUCACCCGUCAGUAAAUGGUGGGAGUAUUCAUGGUGCAGUCACAGUGCCUGUUUUGCCAAACCACAGCUGGAAGCACCUCUUUAUGGAGAUCGAAAGCAGCUCUUUAUUAAUCUUGAGGAUGCUUAGGAUGCGCGCCCAGUCCACGAUGCCGAGUCAGUUGGCACUGAAGUCUAGCACACCCUCUGGUAGGCAGGCGCACAGCCAGGAGCGGCACGAAGACCUGCAGCGCGCACAGCAGGCAGUGCUGCGACCCCAGAGGCAGAUGCGAGCAUUCUGGGGCACGGCCCUGGGACCCGAGGAGGACAAAGAACAGCAGAUCCUGGGCCCUGAGGAAGACAGACCAGGCCGGACCCUGGGUCCGAGGAAGCCGGUAACACCCGAUCCUGGGCCCUGAGGUAGGAGAGAAGACCGCCUACCCGGCUCCUGGGGAAGAAGAGAGCACGCCGGCGUCUGCCCCAAGGAAAACGAGGGCACACCAGGUCCUGAGCCGCUUCUAGACAGGAACCCCUCGGCUGCCAGGAGCAGACUGGGUCGCAGGAGGGCACUGGGCAGGGGUCCUGCCGAGCCCACACCUCCUACCCCGGGCUCUGUCCCUUCUCGCCGGAACUUGGGUGGACCUUCAGCCCGCCCCCUGCACACUUCCGCCCCGCCCAGCCUCCACCCCCAUCCUCUCCAUUGGUUACGGGUUGACAGUAAGCCCCACCCCUCCACACUCCCGGGCCAGCCCAUCGCUACUGCUCGCCCCGGAAGAGUGUAACAAUUAGUUCUCUCCCCACACCAACUAGCCCUGACCCCAGCACUUCCGGCCCGCUCUCUCUCCCGCCUCACCCUCCUCUCUCUCCAACUUCCGGCCAGUCUAGCGCGUGGUCGCCCUCGUGGCCGGCCACGACCCUCUCGUGGUCUGGGUCGCCUACUUACACAGGUGCUGGGACCGCGCUGUCUGGCAUCCCCCACCCGAGACCUCUCCUGGCCCAGUUGGGCCGGCGGAAAUCCUCUUCCUGCUCUCCCGGCUUCGCCUGUCGCCCCGAGCGGGCAGGUCAAGAUGGCCUCCGCCUGGGCGAGGCCGAGCGGGCGCGCCGCGGGAGCGUCUGGGAGUUGUAGUCCCGGCCGGGACACUGACGCACUUCGUCGCGGGCUGUCGGGCGCCAUUGUGCGGCGCGUUCCGGGGUCGCCUUCUCAGGAUCCCACCCCUAACAGGAGAGGAAGGCAUGGCCUCCGGGCUCCCGACGGCCUGGUCCCGAGAACCAGUGACCUUUGAAGAUGUGAUCUUGGGCUUUACCCCAGAGGAGUGGGGACUCAUGGAUUCCAUGCAGAAGUCCUUGUACAGGGAGGUGAUGCUGGAGAACUACAGGAACUUGGUCUCAGUGGAACAUCAGCUUUCCAAACCAGAUGUGGUGUCUCAGUUAGAGGAGGCAGAAGAACUAUGGCCGGUGGAGAGAGGAAUUCCUCAAGAUACCUUUCCAGGUAAUUCUGCGGCUUUGCUGGACUCUCAGGAGGAUCCUCCUCCUGCUGAGGACAGUGACUCGAAUCCCUUGAUGAAGAUUGAGCUUGUGGAGAUCCUCACACUGAACCAGGAGGUGGCCCAGCCCCGAAAUGCCCAGAUCCGAGCCCUCUAUGCUGAAGACGGGGGCCUGAGCCCAGAAACCCCCGGAGAGCCCACUGGACAGCUGGGGGAGCACCCGGCUGACCCCGAGGCUGCCCGCCAGAAGUUCCGGCAGUUCUGCUACCAGGAGGCGGCGGGCCCCCACGAGGCUCUGGCCCAGUUGCGUGAACUCUGCCACCAGUGGCUGCGGCCCGAGGUUCGCUCCAAGGAGCAGAUGCUGGAGCUGCUGGUGCUGGAGCAGUUCCUGGGCGUGUUGCCUGGGAAGCUCCGGUCAUGGGUAGAGUCGCAGCACCCGGAGGACUGCCAGGAGGCGGUGGCCCUGGUGGAGGACAUGACCUGGGUAUCCGAGGAGGAAGCUCGGCCUGCCCAGGGCCCCACCUCACCUCUAGAGAACACUGCUCAGCCGGAAGAAGGGAAGGAGGACGAGGCGGCCACGCGGCCUGUGGCGGCAGUGCCUGAGGAGCCGGUGACCUUCCGGGACGUGGCCGUGGACUUCAGCCGGGAGGAGUGGGGGCUGCUGGGCCCGACGCAGAGGACGGAGUACCACGACGUGAUGCUGGAGACCUUCGGGCUCCUGGUCUCCGUGGGUUGGGAAACUACGCUGGAGAGCAAACAGUUAACUCCAAAGUGUGAUGUUUCUGAGGAAGAAUCCACUCCCGGCCUGGAGGUAGAACUCUCACGGGGUGACUCCACUUCGGGAGACACCUUACAAGGUGAGGUCCCGGAAGCCCCGGACACAGAAUUGAGACAAGUAGACUUUGCUCAGGAGAACACCCUCCCUGGAGAGAAGGACUGUGACGGCCCCGAGUCUGGGGCAAACACUGGUCUCCACCCCAGCCACCAUUCACCCCGAAACACCCCUACUCGGAAAUGUUUGCGCAAACGUGGCGCCCAGGUCAAACGCACGAAGCACAGUUCACAUGUCAGAAUGCAUCAGGAGAGCUGCAGAGGGGAAAAAAACAGGGAAAAUAGUGGCUGCGGGAAAAAGAAAGCCUUCGGCCAGACUGCUCAGCAGAUCACGUUUACGAGGAUUCACAAGGGCAGCCAAGUUUGCCGAUGCAGUGAAUGUGGUAAAACUUUCCGGAAUCCGAGAUACUUCUCUGUACAUAAAAAAAUCCACACGGGAGAGCGGCCCUACGUGUGCCGGGUCUGCGGGAAAGCGUUUAUUCAGAGCUCCUCGCUCACGCAGCACCAGAGGAUCCACACUGGGGAGAAGCCGUUCGAGUGCCGCGAGUGCGGACGGGCCUUCAACGAUCGCUCGGCGAUCUCGCAGCACCUGCGGACCCACACCGGGGCGAAGCCGUACGAGUGCCGGGCCUGCGGGAAGGCCUUCCGCCAGAGCUCCCACCUGGUCAGGCAUCAGAGGACGCACACCGGGGAGCGGCCCUACGUGUGCAGGAAAUGCGGGAAGGCCUUCAGCCAGAGCUCGCACCUUAUCGGGCACCAGAGGACGCACAGCGGCGGCAUGUACAGGAAGAAACACCUUCCCCUGUAGCGGUUAAGCAGCUGCACGCUCGUGUUUUGGAACUGCUAUCCAGUGUGCUGAGACAGGCCUGGCUGGGAUUUGGAACUGAAUGUGAAAGGGGAGCGUUGAAUGAGGACGUUCCCGAGACUGAAGGGCAGCCAGAAGGAGGGCCCUGCACUUCAUGAGUAAAUAGAACUGGUGGGGAGUUGUUGCUAAUGAAUGUAGUGAUUGGAAAAAAGAGUUAAUUAAUUUUCCAGUCGAUUUGCUAUUAUAAUUCAUUCAUUCAUUUGGUUAUUAUAAAUAUUAAGCCUGAAAAUGCUUCUAUUUUGAGUUUAAAAAGCCAUAUACCAAAUAAUUUGCGCACUGAUAAUUGUAUCUAUAGUAAAUUUUUUAUGCAUACGGUGAGAACUAAGAGAGAACAUAGAUAAAUGAACUA
This is a messenger RNA of Choloepus didactylus (southern two-toed sloth), 4465 nucleotides long. It is a transcript of the gene ZNF274, whose product is annotated as zinc finger protein 274. Gene Ontology annotation, molecular function: DNA-binding transcription factor activity, RNA polymerase II-specific; RNA polymerase II cis-regulatory region sequence-specific DNA binding. The record is from RefSeq and is a predicted model, not a curated record. Gene Ontology annotation, biological process: regulation of transcription by RNA polymerase II. The transcript has 9 exons. The coding region runs from base 2170 to 4059 and encodes 629 amino acids. Lineage: Eukaryota; Metazoa; Chordata; Mammalia; Pilosa; Megalonychidae.